AUGGCGGGCGUACACAUAACUCAAGGCCACAUCCUCCCUGUCGCCCCCCCCAGCACUCCAAGGCUCAUCGGCCGCACGUCAGCGCCUGCCUUCACCGGCGCGCGUCACCACAUCUUGGGCACGCAGAGCACCGUGCUCCUCUGCGGCUCCGACUUCAAGCCGGAGUGCGUUGACGUGCACUCUUGCGCCCGGUGCCGCUCGCUUGCGCAGAGGCACUGCUGCGCUUCGCCAGAGUGUGCCGCUGCUGCUGCUGCUGAGGCUCUGCCCGCCAACGGCUCCGGCGGUGUGGCCGUCCGCUGGCUUCACAUUCCAAAGUGCGGUUCGACUCUCGGCAUCUCGCUGCUCCAGUACGCUUGCACGCCCGCGCUGCCCGCGUGGCACAUCGUCUACAUGGCGAUGGCAGAGGGGCAGAUCGACGUGCGGAUGGCCCAUGCCAUCGAGGCGCGCCGAGCGAGGGACGGCUUCCGCUGCGCCGGCCGGCUGGUGAUGCCCUUUGCGGGCCACGUGCCGGUCACCCCCGCCGAGCUCCUCCUCUCUCCGUCGGGCAUGCUCUCGCACGCCGCGGCCAAAUCCGCGCGUGGCGGAGGGCUGGCGGCGAUGUUCCGCACUCCGUCGCAGCGGCUCAUCUCGGCCUUCCUCGACAACUACCACGCUUGGGGCAUCACGCGGCACGCCUCCCGCACGGCGAUGAAGCACGCGGCGCCGACCGUCGACUUGUGGGCUCGCUUCCCCGGCGUCGCGGGCUGCCAGGUCAAGAUGCUCAACGGGCUCGACUGCGGCGCCCUGCCCCCUUCGCGUGGCGCUCAGGCCUUGCUCGCGCGCGCCAUUCGAUUGCUCCGCUCCGACGCGUUCGUCUUUGUCGGACUCGUGGAGCGGUGGCGCGAGUCGGACGGGGUCUGCUACGGAUCGGCAGGACGGGGGUACAACGCGUCGGUGCUGCGCGGCUUCCGCGACGAGCUCGACGAGCCGCUCUACGCGGCGGCAGAGAAGGAGUUUGAGAGGCGGCUGCGCCUCCACUGGGGCGAGCAAGGCGAUUUGCCAACAGAUCCAAGAGAGGGGUGGCGCUGA
Emiliania huxleyi CCMP1516 is the source of this 1068-nucleotide messenger RNA. RefSeq lists its product as hypothetical. The coding region runs from base 1 to 1068 and encodes 355 amino acids. The record is from RefSeq and is a predicted model, not a curated record. Lineage: Eukaryota; Haptophyta; Isochrysidales; Noelaerhabdaceae. The transcript is spliced from 5 exons.